CUAGCCCCCCGACACAUAAACUAYUGCAGCAUAAAUACUGGAGGCUGAUUAACAGCUAUCUGUAAACAAUUUACAACCCAUCAACAGGUCAAAUCCUAAUGAAAUGGCUUCUAUUGAUCCCAGUGUGUCUGUUUCCACCCUGUUAGAGAACGGUGAGUGGGCCAUAAAGCCCCGGCCAGCCAGGAAGCUGAUCAACUCACGCUACACUCCUGAUGACCUGGAGUACCAGGAGAUYUCCUUCAACCUGGUCAUCCAGAGAAAACCUCUAUUCUACAUCAUCAUCCUGCCCUGCUCACUCAUCUCCUCCCUGGUCGUCCUGGCCUACUUCUUACCUGCACAGGCUGGGGGACAGAAGUUGACUGUGUCCAUCUCUGUCCUGCUGGCUCAGACUGUCUUCCUAUUUCUUAUUGCUCAGAAGGUCCCUGAGACAUCGCUCAAUGUCCCACUCAUUGGCAAGUGAGUUAGAAUGUACCUGGGUGUGUUUGUAUGAUGAUUCUGUGUGAGAGACUCCAUAUAAUAGUCACUGCAUUCCUUUCUCAACUUCAAAUUUGUGCCCUCUAAUGGGAUUCUUCUUCAGUCUCUUUCUUACUGCCUUCCUCCAUACAUUUCUGUUACUCCAUAAGAGAGCCAAAUCCCCUCUCCAUCAACAUCGGUCUGUUCUUCUCUUCCAGGUACCUGAUCUUUGUCAUGUCUGUGACCACGCUCAUCGCCACCAACCAAAUCGUGGUGCUCAACAUCUCCCUCCGCAGUCCCAAAACCCACACCAUCAAGCAGGUAUGUAUACAUUGAAAAGCAAAAUGAUUUGUUUAACCACAAAUGGGUGCUAAGUGGCCUUAAAAAAAUCCAGGUCCAGUACUUGUGUGGGUUUGAAAGUUAAAUACUYUAUUGCAUAGGCCAAGUCAUGACUAAAAUAUAGUGCAUUCUGAAAGUAUUCAGACCCCAUAACUUUUUCCACAUUAUACAUUUAUGGAUU
Salvelinus sp. IW2-2015 is the source of this 973-nucleotide messenger RNA. NCBI's taxonomy places the organism in Eukaryota, Metazoa, Chordata, Actinopteri, Salmoniformes, Salmonidae. The record is from RefSeq and is a predicted model, not a curated record.